UUCCAUCUUCAUUCGCAUAUUAGUUAGCCGAUUGAACUUACGCUCUGUCCUCUCGUUCACACAAUAACAUCAACAACAACAAUAAUAUCUACAACAACUGAAUACAUCCACUGUAGCAGAGCCUGUGUGUCCUACUACUGCCUGUGUAUUAAUUCAUGGAAACAUGUGUGUUUGUCUCAAUUGCUGUUGUUUUAACAAAGUUAAUCGGCUUUCAGUUGUUAGCGAGAUUUUAUUGUGUACGGUAAGUUUUAUGCAUAGGAAACCAAACAGAGAAAAAAAAAUCGUUGGGCAGAACGAAUUGAAAAUAUUUUUAGAUUUAUAUACUACAAGCACUAUAACAUAUACCGGUUAUUCGUGUUGAUUUAAAGAAGUUCAAAGUAAUGAUGAUAAUAAGUGAUCUGAAAAUAUUGUGAAUCCAAAGGGAAACAAAAUGUCAGUCAAAAUUUCGUAAUUUAGUGUCUGAACAGCACUGAUGAAUAAUAAUUCAACACAGCAAUACUGCAGAUUACAGUGUUAUCAGCGAGUGAACAAUAUUUGUUAUAUCAUUAAUUGCGGAAAAAACAGUGGAAUUGAAGAAUUCACACACAUUCGAAAUGAAACAAUGACGCAAAAGAAGUGAAUAAAAUAAAGUUAUAAAAAAAAUCAAAACAAAUUUUGAAUUAUUAUUGUGUGCUUUGUGCAAACAAUAUUUAGCCGCGUGGCUGAAAAAAUAUCAUGAAGUAAAUGUUUUCCUUGUUAUUAAAACGACAUAUUGAUAAAAUAUCAUCAAGCAAGAAACGCCGCACGCAACGUAUAGUAUGCGAUCACGUAUCUACGUUCAGCUAACACUUACUUCUGUCAAAAAGAUACGAAAAAAAUUUGAGCCGGAUUUUAAAUGAAGUAGAAACGUAAGAAAUUGAAAGCAGUAUGGAACGGAACAGAAUAAUACCAGAAACAGAACGACAACAGAAGCAACUCCAACAAGAACGAGAGCGACAAGAGAACCAAUGCAAUGCAGCGCUGGCCGUUAAAAAACAUUUUGAAGAAUCUCUACGGCGUGCCAAAGAAAAGCAAAUGCAAGCAUGGACAAUCAAUUCUAUUCCUCCGACAUCUCAACAGCAGCCAACUUAUCAGCAACACUAUUUUAUAUCAAAUCGAAAAUCACCUUCGUUAACACAAACAAUGCCAAUCAAAGUUUCAGAGAUUUCAAAUGAAUUUCCUGUAAAGCGCGUAUUUCUGACACAAAAUAAAAAUUCCGCAUAUUUUAAUAGUAAGAACAAUAUAAGUAAGGAACAGUUUCACCAGUCCAGUCAAGCUACUCAAAUUAUUGCUCGAACUCAGAAGCCGGAGUAUAAUCCUACACGGCAGGACAUCGGUGAACAUACAAUAAAAAUCACGCCCGAUGAUAUAACCGAUAUAAAAAACGAUUCAGCUUCCUCUAAUCAAAUACCUGCAUUUACUGGUUAUAAUUAUACAACAACGAUAGAUUAUAAAGACCUUAAGCCAUCAUUAUCCAUUCAACAAUCAAUCGGGGUCAUAGUCAAACAUGAUAUCUCCCAAAGAAUACACGUAGCGCCUCAAAACGUUGAAAAGAUUCAGCCACAUAUGCAACAUCAAAAUUUACCAUCGCAACCAACAGCAUUACAUAGAAUAUACUCAAACGAUUCAACAACGUUGCAGUCGCGUUUGCCUCAGCAAUUACCUCCAUAUAUGAAUGCACAAUCGAAACCAAGGGUUUCAUCGCCAGCACCAUCAAAAAUUUAUGUUUGCCCCGAGUUAAAAAUAAGAACAUUGCAAGAACGAAGAUCCUUCACAGAACCCCCGCCGGCACACUCAAACUAUUUGUUACCCCAGCAUUCGCUACCAUCACAAGAUUUAUCUCUGCCGAACGCAACAUCAGAACAAGCAUCGACAUUAUCAUGCUCGCCCAGGAUCCACAUCCCGAUAUCUUUGGAAGUCGCAAAUGCCGUCCAAUUGAAACCACUUGACCUGGGCUUUUCUGAUCGUCAUCGAAAUGAUGGCGUAGUGGUUCCAACUGAACAGACCGUGCCGCCGUUUGCAGCAGAAUCCAAUGAAAAUGCAUCUAAUGACCUUAUCCAAACAUCUGUGGGGAACAUAAAAAUGCCACACAUAACUGUGGUAACACCACAAAUACAUUCUUCAAAUUCCAUGAAACCAAAUGAUGUGGAUGAUAAUUCAUCUAAUUUGAUUAAUAAUGAUAGAGACAACAGUGAAAAACACGAUGAUACAGAAGUAAUUUCAAAUAGGUUCGAUGGUGACGAUAAAAGUCCGACUGAUGAUAAAUUCGCUCGGCAUUCGUCAAUCAAAAUUCCAAGUCCAAGCUCAUGGCCAAGUCCGAAUUCAAUGCAAAGUGCACCAACAACAACUGAUUAUGAGAAAAGUCUAGAUAUUACAGUGGUUGCACCAAUGCACUUGAAAAAGGCAUGGCUUCAACGACACACCGGUGCAACUAGUACAGGUGAAGAAUGUGAUAAUACCAUCAAUUCAGCACCGACCACUUCUACUACUACUCCAGCUUCUACUGCUAGUACUACAGCCAAUUCGGCUGCGGUCAAAGAACAAGAAAACCCCUCGAAAUCAUCGUCAAAUCCUUCCUCGAACAUAUGCAAAUCAAAAUUGAACAGCAUCACUACAAGAACAGGCAUUACUGGACAAAAUUCCGAUUCCAGCAGUUCAGAUCAGACAGCAAAUAUAGUAAAUCGUAGAAGUAAACGACGAAAAAUUGAGUUUUUGAAGUCUGCCGAAAAAAAGAAGGCAUCACAAGGUACAGGUAUUGCAAGACGUGUUGCUAGUGGAAGUGAUAGAGAGAGUGGUGACAGUGAUAAGGAAAGUUUGUCGGACAAUAGUAUGGAAGCAUCUCAAAGUAAAGAAGUUUUCAAUGAUGUUGGCGAAAAUAGCACCGAUGCUCCUGAAAACAAAGAAACAGGAGCAACGCGGAAACGAGGCCGUCGCCCCAAAGAUGUUAUUGUAAAGAAGAAAAAAAUCACAUACACCAAAAAACCACCGUUAUUUCAGUUGAAAAGAACUGGUGAACCUUUCCUGCAAGAUGGGUCUUGCUUUGAAGUGGCUCCGAAAUUGUCAAAGUGCCGGGAAUGUCGUUGGAUUGCCAAUCAGAAAUCGAAGAACACAUCAAAUAUAUUUUGUCGAUUUUUGGCUUUCAGAAAAUUACGUUACACUAAAACAGGUAUGUUAGCAAUUGCUGGAUUUUCCGACCCGUAUAAAGACCCAACAGACGAGGAUCUCAAACUCUGGAUGCCUGACGCAGAUAAUCCACCAAAAAAUUUGGAUUUGAUACAAGCUCGGUUUCUGCUAGCUAAAGUUGCUGAUCAAUUUUGUGAUCUCUUCUUUCAAGAGAAAAUGGCAAUGCCAGAAAACAUGUCGAGCAGUAAAGUAGUGGCUUGGAAGCGCGUCGUUCAAGGUGUGCGUGAGAUGUGUGAUGUCUGUCAGACCAGCUUAUUCAACUAUCAUUGGGCAUGUAGCAAAUGUGGUUUUGUGGUGUGCAUUGACUGUUACAAAGCUCGAAAAUAUGGCGAAAACAAAGUUUGGAACAAUGAGUGGAACAAUGGAGAAACGGAUGAAUACUCAUGGCUUUUUUGCACGAAUCGGUCAGCUCACAUCCAAGAACGUUUGAUGUUGACGCAAAUCAUAGCUGGUGACUCAUUGCAGGUAUUGGCUCGCCGUAUCCAUCAGGUUCGAGCUCUUUGGAAAAUUCCGCAGAACUGUGCAUGCCUAAUGAGUCGCGAAGAACCGAUCAAAGCAACAAAUGGGGUCUGUAAAGAAUUAAUUCAGUCGAUUUUGAAUGACAACAAACUGAACCAAUGCGAUAAGGUGAUGAAUUUUAGCUCGUCAGAUUCGGAAACAAAUUGUAUAAAAACCGAAUGUGAUGCUAAAAAACUAAAUGAAACUGCAUUGACGCAAGAGGUAUACAAGAGGGAGAAUCUACAGCAAUCAUCUGAACGGAAUGAACAAAAAGUUGAGGACGAUUCGAGUGAUGAUGGUUCAUCGUUAGACGAAAACCAUUCGACUCUUAGAGAUCUUCUCAUUGGUCCCACAUCUAAUAUGGCAGCAACUUCUUCAUCUCCUCCAAACGAGCAAUGCGAUGAUGAACAACAAUUAGUCAACACAAAAUCGGCAAAAAUUUCGCACAAACAACUAUUUGAUGAAAUGAUGGCUAAUACAUUAGAAUCUGUUAAGAAGAAAGUGGACAAUGAUCAUUUGAUCGUUAAGAAAAAAGCAGACAACAUUUAUUCACAUUCACAAGACAAUGAAGAUUUGAUCAACCUUGACUUGAUCAGCAAUCAACCUCGUCGAAAUCGAUACUUGCCGAUACGUGUGAUGACUAUGGCAUUGUCACAGGAGUUGUAUCCUGACGUUAAACACAUGUGGCUAUGCGAGGGAAAACUCUUACGAUUACUUGAUCCAGCGGACAACGCGAAUAAUCUAAAAAUUUUCCAACAACAAUGGAAACGUGGUCAACCUGUCCUCGUAUCUCACGUUGACAAAUGUUUGAACAUUGAUUUGUGGCGACCAGAUUCCUUUUCAAGGGAUUUUGGAGAAGAUGGGAAUGAUUUGGUAAACUGUUUGACCGGAACACUUGUGCCAAAUCAGCCGAUGAAGCGAUUCUGGGAUGGUUUUGAUUGUAUCAACAAGCGAAUCAAGGAUGAAAAUGGCGAACCUAUGCUUUUAAAGCUAAAGGACUGGCCACCUGGUGAGGACUUUUCGGAAACUCUACCAACGCGGUACACGGAUUUAAUGAAAUCUCUACCACUUUGCGAGUACACAAAGCGUAAUGGAAAAUUCAAUCUUGCGAGUCGAUUACCUGAGUGUUUUGUAAAACCUGAUCUAGGCCCCAAAAUGUACAAUGCUUACGGAUCUGCGUCGCAUCCAACAAAAGGCACCACAAAUUUGCACUUGGAUAUUUCCGAUGCUGUCAAUGUCAUGGUUUAUGUUGGAAUACCAAAAGACACUGCCGAUAACCAUGAUUCAAUAAUAAAGGAAGCAUAUCGAGCGAUAGACGAAGCCGGAUGCGAUAUUCUGCAACGGAGGAGAGUUAGAGAAAAAAAUGAACUUCCGGGGGCGUUAUGGCAUAUUUUUGCACCACGAGACGCAAAUAAAAUACGAGAUUUACUUAAUAAAGUUGCAAUCGAACGUGGCGAACGACUGGAGCCAAGUCAUGAUGCAAUUCACGAUCAAAGUUGGUACCUUGAUAGCAAACUUCGUGAACGUUUGUACAGGGAAUACGGUGUCGAGGGAUAUUCAAUUGCACAAUGCCUUGGUGAUGCCGUUUUCAUUCCUGCCGGUGCACCGCAUCAAGUACGCAAUUUGCUAAACUGCAUCAAAGUUGCGGAAGACUUCGUAUCGCCGGAAAAUGUCUCCGAAUGCUUCCACCUUACACAAGAAUUUCGAUCACUCUCAGAUACUCAUUCAAAUCAUGAAGAUAAAUUGCAAAUCAAAAAUAUCAUUUACCAUGCUGCUAAAGAUGCGCUGAGCCUACUAUCCCAUGUACUCGAUGAACGAAUAGCAAAAGAACAAGGAUUUGAUUUAAAACAGGCAAUCAAGCAAGAAUUCAGUGAUGAAAGUGAUCUUGAACGUACUGGCUUCUAAUUUUAUCUUAACGAUCAUCAAUAAGUUGACAUUUUUUUGCGCUUUGUGAUAUUUUGUGUCCGUAACAAAUUAAAAUACGGUAUAAAAAGUUGUUUUAAAUUUUGCAUCUUUCCAAUAUUAUAUGGUCUCAUCAUAUGGAUUUGUAUUUCUUUUCAAAAGUGUGAUACUGAAAUAAAACGAAAUAUUUGAAGCUUUUAACAUAAAAUGUACAAAAUAAAAAUCUUAUCAGUUUAAA
Messenger RNA from Sitodiplosis mosellana (orange wheat blossom midge), 5839 nucleotides. It is a transcript of the gene Kdm3, whose product is annotated as lysine-specific demethylase 3A. The record is from RefSeq and is a predicted model, not a curated record. Gene Ontology annotation, biological process: regulation of transcription by RNA polymerase II. Lineage: Eukaryota; Metazoa; Arthropoda; Insecta; Diptera; Cecidomyiidae. Gene Ontology annotation, molecular function: transcription coregulator activity; chromatin DNA binding; histone H3K9 demethylase activity. Gene Ontology annotation, cellular component: histone deacetylase complex; chromatin. Bases 907 to 5604 code for a protein of 1565 amino acids. The transcript has 16 exons.